UAAUUGCUACUGUCCGCACACCUUUGUUACUUGUUUUUCCGCACCCUUCACCUAUAACAUGUGCAAUGCACGUGAUUAAUUUUCAGCACUAAUAAUGGGGGUUUAAUGGGCCAUAAUAAAAAGGUUGUUUUCGGAGCUAGCCAACGCUGCUCUCAUCCCCUCCCAGAAACUAAUGGUCGAUCCUCAAGUUGAAGUUCCCCUGAAGUUGUUGAAUGAACAACCUUUGUACAGAAAAAUCUGCAACACCCUCCUCUCUCUAACCUACUCUCGUUCCCUCCCCAAAGGCCUCCAACUCCACGCUCACAUUCUCAAACUAGGCUUACAAACAAUCCCUCUUCUCUCCCACCACCUCAUCAACUUCUACUCCAAAACUCAUCUCCCUUAUUCUUCCCUUCAAAUCUUCAAUGAUUCCCCUCACAAAUCACCCACCACUUGGAGUUCCCUAAUCUCCUCCUUCGCACAAAAUGACCUCCCUACCCUCUCCCUCCACUUCUUCCGUCUUAUGCUCCGUCAUGGCCUCCCCCCUGACGACCAUAUCUUCCCCAGCGCCACCAAAUCAUGUGCCAUUCUUUCCCACUUCCCCGUUGCAAUGUCCCUCCAUUGCUUUGCCAUCAAAACCGCUUACCAUCUUGACCUCUUUGUGGGAAGCUCCAUUGUUGAUAUGUAUGCUAAAUGUGCUCAUAUUAAUUAUGCGCGUAACGUGUUCGAUGAAAUGCCCCACAGAAAUGUUGUUUCUUGGAGUGGGUUGAUUUAUGGCUAUGUUCAAUUGGGUGAGGAUGAUGAAGCUUUGAGGCUUUUUAAACGCUUUCUCGUUGAAGGAAACGAGGGUGUUAAUGAUUUUACAUUGUCAAGUGUUUUAAGGGUUUGUAGUGGUUCCACUUUGCUUCAGAUGGGGAAGUUAAUACAUGGGUUGAGUUUUAAGACUAGUUUUGAUUCGUCCUGCUUUGUGGCCAGUUCUUUGAUUUCUUUGUAUUCUAAAUGUGGGGUUGUUGAAGAAGCUUAUGACGUUUUUGAGGAGGUUACUGUUAGGAACCUUGGCAUGUGGAAUGCCAUGUUGAUUGCUUGUGCUCAACAUGCACACACGAAUAAAACGUUUGAGUUGUUUGAAAUGAUGAACAGUGUUGGUGGUGUGAAGGCUAAUUUCAUUACUUUUUUGUGUGUGCUUUAUGCAUGUAGUCAUGCUGGGUUGAUAGAGAAGGGUAAGCAUUAUUUUGAGUUGAUGAAGGAUUAUGGUAUUGAACCUGAGACUCAACAUUAUGCUACCAUGGUUGAUUUGCUUGGCCGUGCUGGCAAGUUAAAGGAUGCUGUUAAGGUGAUUGAGGAAAUGCCAAUGGAACCUACUGAAUCUGUUUGGGGAGCUUUGUUAACUGGGUGUAGAAUACAUGGGAAUACUGAAUUGGCUUCUUAUGUUGCUGAUAGGGUUUCUGAGAUGGGUUCUGUGAGUUCAGGACUUCAUGUUCUGCUUUCUAAUGCUUAUGCUGCUGCUGGGAGAUGGGAGGAAGCGGCGAAAGCGAGGAAGAUGUUGAGGGAUACAGGAAUAAAGAAGGAAACAGGGUUGAGUUGGGUGGAGGAAGGGAAUAGAGUUCACACAUUUGCGGCUGGGGAUAGAUCUCAUGCGAAGACAGUGGAAAUUUAUGACAAGUUAGAGGAAUUGGGAGAAGAAAUGGCUAAAGCAGGAUAUGUUGCUGAUACUUCUUUCGUGUUGAAAGAAGUGGAUGGUGAGGAGAAGAGUAGAAGUAUAAGGUAUCAUAGUGAGAGAUUAGCUAUUGCAUUUGGACUUAUUACGUUCCCUCACGGACAACCUAUAAGAGUGAUGAAGAAUUUGCGAGUUUGUGGUGAUUGUCACACUGCCAUCAAGUUUAUUAGUAAAUGUACAGGAAGAGUCAUCAUUGUGAGGGACAAUAAUCGGUUCCAUCGAUUUGAGGAUGGAAAAUGUACUUGUGGAGAUUAUUGGUGAGCAUACAUGAGGGACAUGAGAACCACUCAUAGAGAAAACAUUAUUUACGUGGAACAGAAAUAGCAUCAGCUUGCAGUUAUAACAUUACAGGUCUCUUUGUUAAAAAAUAUCGGAUAACAGAUAAACUAGCCAAUAGCAAAUUAGCUUACAUCAUUCAUAAAACCAUAUGCAGAAAGAGGAAAAGCUAUUUACUACUUUACUAGUUGAAGAGCUCCAAAAACAAUUUAGUCCUCGGUAGUCACUACAAGUUGCAUUCCGCAUGAAUCCUUCUGUGAAAAAACAAACCAGACAGCGGUGGAUGAUAAGGACAUGAAUCUGGCUAUCAUUUCUGAUAUGAAACCAAGUUUAUCAUUGCCAACCUAAUUUUAUUUUGUAUUCUUGAUUGAUGGAAACAACAUUCAAAAACACGUUUUCUUUUGACAAAAACAGCAUCCAAACAUAAAGACAUACAUUUAGAGAAGAUAAAUUGACAAAAAUUAGAACUA
Cicer arietinum (chickpea) is the source of this 2442-nucleotide messenger RNA. Its product is annotated as putative pentatricopeptide repeat-containing protein At5g52630. The record is from RefSeq and is a predicted model, not a curated record. Gene Ontology annotation, biological process: RNA modification. Gene Ontology annotation, molecular function: zinc ion binding; RNA binding; protein binding. Lineage: Eukaryota; Viridiplantae; Streptophyta; Magnoliopsida; Fabales; Fabaceae.